GGCUGCAGCAGAUCCCCGGGCCAGCGAGGCGCCCCGUGCCCGGGCAAAGCGCCGUGCUCGCCUGGGACCUCUGACCAUCCCCAGCCCUGCCCAAAGCUCGCCCCGGCCCCUGCCAGCCGCCAGCGAGUCAGAAACAAAGAAGAAACCCCCCUGCGGGCUGGGACUCGCCCCGUCUUCUGAGCUCGGGGACGUCACGCGCGCCUGGCUAUAGAUGGAGCUGUGGGGUCCGAACCAGCCCUUCCGUGCAAACCCAUGCGCCUGGCCAUGGAGGUGUGUGCGGGCCACAGGGGCAGGCUGCUCUGUAGUGUAACUGGAGAGCUGCUGUGAUCGACAAAGGGCGAGCAGAGAGAGAGGAGGUGCCCGGUGCAUCUCCCAUAUACCCUCACCCCCCCCCCCACCCAAGAACAGACACAUCAACCCCAGCCUCAUUGCUGUCAGGAGCUCCGCUCUGAUCCCCCCCACCCCGAACCCCUCCCCCUCUCCCCUCCAGCCCGAUCACACCAAGGAAUGAUGAAAAAAAAUAAUUCUACAAAAAGGGGGCCACAGGAUGGAAACCAGCAAUCCAUGCAGCCAGAGAAGGUUGGCUGGGUUCGGAAAUUUUGCGGGAAAGGCAUUUUUAGGGAAAUCUGGAAAAACCGUUAUGUGGUUUUGAAGGGAGAUCAGCUUUAUAUCUCAGAAAAAGAGGUCAAAGAUGAAAAAAACAUCCAGGAAGUGUUUGACCUGAGCGACUAUGAGAAAUGCGAAGAGCUCAGGAAGUCCAAAAGCAGAAGCAAAAAGAACCACAGCAAGUUCACGCUAGCACACUCCAAACAGCCUGGAAACAUGGCACCAAAUCUGAUCUUCCUGGCCGUCAGUCCGGAAGAGAAAGAGUCCUGGAUCAACGCCCUCAACUCCGCCAUCACCCGAGCCAAAAACCGCAUCUUAGACGAGGUGACUGUUGAGGAGGACAGCUACCUCGCCCAUCCGACCCGCGACAGAGCGAAAAUCCAACACUCCAGACGGCCUCCGACACGGGGACACUUGAUGGCUGUGGCAUCUACCUCAACGUCGGAUGGCAUGCUGACACUGGACCUCAUCCAAGAGGAAGACGCCUCUCCAGAGGACCACGGGACCUGUGAAGAGAACUUUCGGGUGGACCUGGAUAAGUCUGUGGCGCACCUCGCUGCCAGCCGGCGCCGGUCGGAUUCGGAGAACGUCAAGUCCUCGGAGAAAGGCCGGACAGUGAGCCUGCCGAGACGGGAGGCGACCUCGUGGGACAAAACUGGGAAACGCAACGACGCCUUCGACAAAGGGACCAUGUACACCCCGCAGGUCCCCAAAAAGCUCUCACACUCGGAAAAGAACAAAUGUGCCUCCAUGGAGGAGAUUUUGUCUCGCCGGGACUCUUCCGCACACCGGGCGGUGCUGAGGAAGGGGCUGGAGGCUCAGUUUGCCUCGGGUGAGCCCGAGCAGCUGGCCCGGAUACAGGAACUGGUUGCACUGAAACUGGAAAAAACUCAGGAACUGCUGACGGAGGUGAAGGGCUACGGGGAAGGGAAGCGAAAGACAAAAGAUUUCGCCGCUGCCGCCACCACCACUUCUUCCUCUUCCAAGUUGGACUCUGAGAGCAUCUUGCAGGAGACAGAGAGGUUGCUGGGUGAGGCCUCCUCCACCUGGAGCCAAGCCAAGAAGGUGUUACAGGAGAUUAAAGAGCUGAGGGACCUGUACAAACAGUUAGAACUGCAACCGUCGGACCCUAAACCCAAACAGAUCUCACAGUCUCAGUACAGGAAGAGCAUGAUGUGAAGGCACGCUUCAGGGUGGGAUGGUGGUGAUUUCUUUUUAUUAUUAUUUACAGUGUUCGAAACAGUACAAGGUGCCUGUUCUCAUCAAAACUUGCUCCUCAAGCUUGACCCCUUCCCCUCCCCAGAUCUCCCCCUCUCCCCCCAUCCCCAGAUGAAACAAAAGGUGUUCAAAUAAAUCAGUUUGGAUUCCUACUUUUUUUCAAAGUAUCCUUUCUCUGCGUUCUUGGGCUGCUCAUGUCAUGCUUGCAGGACGGAAGAUCACCAAGACCUGGAAAGCUCCCGGCAUACUUGUGGGGACAUAUGCACAGCAGCAGGGGUAGAUAUUCUCCCUCUAUAGAAGCCCUGGGUUUGCUGCUCUGAACCCAGUGUCCUGCAUUACAGCUCUUUGACCAAGAGCAUUGGCAACGUGGCGUAUGUUUUUCCUCCUCUUUAAAAAAGAAUCAGCACGUGGAGGUCCCUGUUAUCCAAAAACUGUCUGGAAGAUGCUUGCCAGUGACAUCCAAGCCGGGGUUGGAAUUCCGUUGUCAGAACGAGGCGAUUCCCAGCCUGGAAUGCAGUCUGACGUGUCAUGAGAGGCAUCGGGAGCUCCUUCCUGGACUGCAGUUAACAGGGCUCUUCCCUGGCAUUGUUCCUGCACUGAUCCCAAACCCUCUUUUGCAAACUCCUGUGGCAGGCAGCUGUUAAUACAUGUGGUACAAAUACAGCCCUCUGUACAGAGGCAACAGGUAUGCAAUCUGUGUUAAAACUAACCCUGUCUGUCAGCCGAUGCUUCGGAGACACCCUCUGGCCCGGUGCAAUCAGAUUUAGCAACCACAAUGUCUUCCUUCUUGUGCAGAUGAUCAAGGCCUGGAGUCCAACGGGCCGUCAUUAUUUGUUUUUCAUUGUUCUUUCCUUCAUUUAGGCUGGAGUGAAAUGGAAAGUCAGGGUUUGGCACAGAGGGCAACAGAAAAGCUGAGAAUUGCUGUUGGUUUAAUGGGCCUGAUGCUGCUCUCGCUCACACUCCGUUUACACGAUUGAUCCUCACACAAUUGUCUCUUAGCUGACAUUGACGUGAGGUCAGUAUCAGGCCCACUGAAACUCAAACGGAUCCCAAAUUAGAGCUCAGAUAUCCUCACCUCCCUGAUGUCUAGCACUUUUCUAAGUAGGUGGCUCAGCUUUCAUGCACUUAAGCAGCAGGACAAGAGGGAAAUAUGCUAAGAUUUCUCUCAGGGCUUAAAGUACACUGGCAAAUUAACAUCAGUUGUUUUUUCAAAGAAAUCUAAUUUCCUUGCCUAUGUUGCAAAGAACCCCUGAGAAUAUUAAAAACAACUGAGUUUUAAUGUCUAAUUUCCUUUUCACUGUUUACAUUUUGUACCUCUCACAUAUUUGAAAUGAAGCUAGUUAUGUUGACGUCUGUGUCUGGUCAGUUUCACUCAUAUUGCCGGCUAAGGCUGUGAUGUUUGGGUUGCAAACGCUGCAAGGAAAUGUUGAUCUGUGUUUUUUAAAAGCUCCCACCAGUUGGAAUUAAAUAACAUUGGUGGAAAUACUUCUAUUGGCCUAAGCUUCUUUAACAGCUGGUUGUUUGCAAAGCUUAAAUUUGGGGCCCAAUUUCACCUCACAAUGUCCUUUUAAGAUAUUCAUAUCUCUUUUCAAAACCUAUCCUUCAAAUGUCAGAAAAAUCUCUGGCUCACUUCAGUUCUUAUCACAAAGCCACACAGACAUGCUGUCAUGAUAGAAAUGGGGAGAUUUGGCUUUUACAGAAUUUACAAGAAGUAUCCUUUUCUUGAUUUGUUUUUUUAACAUUUUGACCACUCAAUGGGUGCAUUUUUACAGUCUGUGGAAUCAAAUUUCAUCCCUUAAAAAAAAAAGAAGAGAUUUAAAAAAAAACCCUGACAUGUAAGCCAUUCUGACAGUGCCCUUCUAUGUCAUCUAUCUUUGAUCCAGAAGGAAACAAGAAAAAAAAUCUUCAAAUAGUUUUCAGAUAUAAUGUUAAGCAUUAAAAAAACCCAGUUCUCAAAUUAGAAAAGCUGUUUUAAAAUCUAGAGGUUCUAAUUACACUGGACUAGCAUGGACAUGUGUCAUGAGUGGGGUUGAGAUUCUAGGCACUUGAAUAAUAUCAAAAUGUAUGUAUGUAAAAACACUGAUUGGGUUAUACAGUUCUAGCAAGAUGCCCAAAGUCUAAGGUGCAUAUGGGGGUCACUGAACACACCCGAGAAUCCCACAGUUAUGUAGAAACUUGCUCCUUAAAAAUCUGUCUUGUGCAACCUGCCAAGGUAAUGACAAAAACUGUUUGGUUAACAGGGGUGGUUAUCUGACUAUAGGGAAAACAAAACAGUCCUAGAGACUUCGCAGGUGCCUUGAAUAGUCACCUAAGACAGGGGUGGAUUUGUCCAUUGGAGGUGGGGCUUGGUGCAAGUUUCACUCUAUGUGAGUAAUUUCCCAGGGUUCCAGGCAGAUUUGUACAGUAGCUCUGCUACCUUGAAGCUAGCUUGGGUUUAUGUACAAGAAUGGUGGUACACCCUGUGGCUGCAAUGUAGACAUACUCUGUGUAUUUACGGAGCUAAGGAGUUGCAGCACCUGGGCAGGAGACCACCUGUUGGUUUGGAAGCAGGUUUGUCCUACAACAAAAACUCACAGGUCACGUAGUUGUUGGAGCUGUGCAAAAUUUUGCAACAGGUUCUAAGCUUGGGACCAGGUUUUGUUGAGCUUCACCAACCUUCCUGCUAACCUAGGGUGGACUUCUGAGCAAACGGGGGCUGGAAGAGUUAUGGUUUGUGGAGGGAACCAUUCUGGAUGGAUUUGCAUGGUUUUGACACCUGAAUUGGGCAGUUGUGGGUUUGGUUCAACCCAAAAGUCCUGUGAUACAAACCCAGUGAAGUGAGUUCAAAAAAGAAACCAUCACACUAGUGCCCCUGAAAACCAAAACAGACAAGUUUCAUACAGCUCUAGCCAUAGCAUUUAUGUCUGGACAUCAUGAUUCUGCAUCAGAACAGAGUCAUGAUGUGAUGCUGUGAGAUCACGGUCUCCUCAUCAUGCCACGGUGACAUUGAUCUUACCCUGGAGCAUCCCAAGAGGAAGGGAUUCAAAAAUCACCCAAUCAAAAACUGGGAUGAGCGGCAACUCAAAGGAAUUGGAAUUCUCCCCAUCCAAUCAAAUUCGUAAAGUCCCCCCUGCCCGUGAGCUCAGAGCUGAUGUUGGGGGUGGGAGGGAAAGAGGUAUGGUGGGCCAUCUCCCACUCCUUGUUUCUGUGCCUGGGUCAUGAACAUCACCAAGGUUUUCAUGACCCUUCCGCGCCGUGGGCACCUCCAAAAUGCCUGCUGCAGCUGCUUCUGAGUGAAAUUCUGGCCCCACGGACAUCAGUGAAGCCAGGAUUCCACCUUCUGACUUGAAGCAGAGCUAACUUUAAGAUUUAAAGGGUCCCAACAAAGGGGUUAUUUUUGAGGUGCUCAUUCCACUUCUAUAUCCCACCUCCAUCUCUCCUUCUCCCUCCCUGGUCGAUGAGCGUAGACAGCACUUGGCUUUUACAAUCCCACGCUGUGGCACAAAGAGAGGCCCCAAAGCUGGCCAGGCCUGUCCCACUCCUUUGGCCUUUCCCUCACCCAGCAGCGUUGCCAGAGAAUUUGGUAAGACUGCACGUUCACAUUGUCAUUCAUUAUGUGUAGAGCGGGCUGGAAAUUUUCCAAUGGAAUGUUUUUCCUUUGGAAACCAAAACUUCCCAUAAGAACAUGUCAAUUUUGAUAAAAUUUUGUUUCAGGGGGAAAAAAGUGAGGGGGGAAAACAAGAGUUUUGAUGAGUUCGAAACAUUCUGUUAUGACAUUUUCAGAAUGGAACACAUCAAUAUUUAGUUUUGAAAUUUAUAUUACAAAAAUGUAAACUCAUUUUAAAACACCAACACUGAAACAAGAGAGACAAGGUGGGUGAGGUCCUAUCUUUUAUUGGACCAACUUCUGUUAGUGAGAGAGACAAGCUUUUGCGCUUACACAGAGCUCUAAAACAUUUCAAUUGGCCCCAAACCAAAACUUUUUCAGAAAUGUCAGUUUCUGGAAAAUUUUGAAAUUCUUUGGUUUUGUUCUAGUUUGUAACUACGCAAAUUUAGAGAUCACUGAAUUUCCUGCAAAACAGAAAUUCCAAUUCCCAUGCAGCUCUAGUCAGGUAUCAGGAUCACUGUGUGAGAUGUGGUACAUUUUUAUUGCUGGUAGGUCUAUUACAGUAGCGCCUAAGAGUCCCAGUCAUGGAUCAAGUCCCAUGGCAUUAGGUGCUGUACAAACACAGAACAAAGAGACAGACCUUGCCCCCAACAUGGGAUAUAAUUCCCCCUCCAUUCACUUGUAAUCUCUUUUAUUUUAUUUUAAAUUUCACCAAAUUUUCCCCAUUUGUCAAUCCCUUUUGUGGGAUUACAGAGAAAAGCCAAAUACAAGAGAGAGUGGCAUGUGUGCGGAAAACAUGCCAAUCAGUUUAGUACUGCUGUUACCUUCCUUCCCGAGCACAUCUUUCUGAGUUAAAAACGGCAUGAGGAAUUGUGGUGGGGAAGGGAGAUAAUGUGUGGGAGGAAUGUUCGUGAGGACUCGGGGUCUGCGUAGGGAGGAGGUGGGGUAAAGAGACCAAGGCUGUGAUUCUCCAUUCCUUUGCACUUUGUGCAGUCAUUUGUGUCAGUGCAAAGAGGGUGCAUUUUACACCCGUUAUGCACUGAUACAAAUGACUGAACAAGGUGCAGGGCAAACAGAGAACCUGGCCCCACAUCCUGUGUGUCGUUGAUUCAUCUGAUCUUUCACAGCAAGUUGCAAUUUUUGGUUUUAAACCUUCUGUGCAUCAAGAAACAAAAAAUCGAGUCAGUUUCACUGAUGCUCCAUAGUCGGAUCUUUUUAAUCCAGCUGUGCAUGUUGGGAAGCAGCAUGGCCUAGUGGAUAGAGCAUUGGACUGAGACUUAGGAGAUCGGCAUCCUACUCCCAGCUCUGCUGCUGGGUGAGCUUGGGCAAAUCACUCUCUGCCUCAGUUUCCCCAGCUGUAAAAUGGGGAGAAAGAUACUGACCUUCUCUGUAAACCACUUGGAGAUCUAUGGAUGAAAAGUGCUCUGUAAGAGCUAGAUUAUGAUGCGCUGACUAGCUGCUGUCUGGUUUAUAAGGCACUGCACACUAGUGUGGAACGUUUGUAUUGGUAUUAGGUUUUCUGGUUCUGGAGCAAUUGCAAGGCCAUUUUUUUCACUGUGUAGCUAAAGGACUGUCUGACCAAGGUUGCCAGUGGCAGCUCUGAUGGCCCUCAGAGCAAGCCUGCAUGCUCAUUUCUCUGUUACACUGUAUCCCAUGCUCUUGAGGUCAAAUUCCAGUCCUGCCCUUCAGGCCGCAUCAAUGCCGUGGGCAAAUUGAGGAACCAAGGGCUACAAAGAGAGUGGCUGCAGUGAAUGGGUUUGCAACCGAAGGAUUGUAACUCCCGAAAGACAAAGCCAGCAAUCAUCCAGGGAAGGGAAUCAUUCUCCUGUUCUCACUGACCUGCCACUGAAAUCAGUUGGGGUAUGUUGGGAGAAUAGGGGACCUUAGAGUUUUUUUCCCCCACCUUCCUCUGUAGCAUGGUUCACCUGUGGUGAUCAUCCGGACAUCUCAGCUAAUCAAUUCCCUCCCAUUGCAGGAGCUUGGGAUACUGGGGGCACCUUGGUCCCACUCGUUCUCUGCCUGUGGUGCAGUUUCAUUUCCUGCAGACUGAAAUGUUUUGGUCUAACUAAAAUCUUUGGGCACAGCACAAGGGUAACUGGGUGAAAUGUGAUAUCCUGGAGGUCAAACUAGAUGAUUGAUCUGAUGGUCCCUUCUGGCCGUCAACUCAAGGAGCCUAUGAAAUAGCGGGGUGAGGAAAUAAGGCUUAAGCUCCCCUGCUCAAAUGGCGUUUUGUGACUCCCAUGACCCAAAACGUACAGUGAAUAACACGGUGGCCGUGGUUCCCCGAUUCUCCAUUGCCUGCACCAUGUGUGAUUCACCCCUGUGCCAAGUGGGCUAUAAUGCUACAGAAUCAGAACACCAGUGUUUGCCCCCACUUUGCACUGGUCUAAAUGGGGUGCAGGAUGAUUGGGAAAAAAAUCAAGCUUGGGGGCUUCAAAGCUAGUUUUUCACUCAGUGCGGUCCGCCCAUCUGUCGGCUCUGCGCUCAGCCAGCUGAGAUGAGCUCGUGUCUAGCUUGAGCUAAAAAGACAGAGCAGCAGGCUCAGCGUUAAAAUUCCUCGGUGGCUUUAUUUAAUUAAUUAACUUAGUUAAAGAAAUGGGUCCGGAAUUGCCCCUGGCACCAGGCAGCCACAUAUUCAUGGCUCUAAUUGCCAGCAAAUUUUCAUUUAGACCGAGAAAAAGGGGUCAUGAAUAAAGCAGCAUGGAAAACGCUACGUGAAGGGGUCUUUUAUAUCCUCGCUCCCCACCCACUAAGACCAAAUCAAGGGGAGAAUAUGCCCAGAAGCCAAUAACUUUUUUUUUUGCAUGCCUCUUACUUAAAUCUUUUACUGCUGGCUCCUUGAUUCUCACUGCACCUGCCAAAACCCAGUCACACUGUAAUGAAAUCAUCGCUCUAUAUGGCAGGCAUUGCUGGUUCCCCCAGCUGCGCCUCCUGGGCGUGGCAGGUGGAGGACACCUCGAAUGGCACAUUCAGGAGCUCAGCAGUUGUGUUCCACCUGUAUGUACCUGGGGCAUUCAGCACUGCGGGUGGGUUCUCCCUGAAAAUAGCAAGAUGGAUAGGUAUAGUCAAAGGGUUAAAAAGAAAUGGGUAAUCAAUGUUUUUAUCAAGUUUGAUUUAAAAAACGAGAUCCAUUUUGCAUAGAGCCCUUCGUGUCAAGCCUGAGCUGGCUGAAAUGGCAUAGCCCAAGAAGGAGAGCGCUUGACAGGAGUGCUACCAAAACACAGCAGAUGCCUAUGGCUCCCACGAGCACAGCAGUGCAGCGACAGCAGGGGCCCUUUGGUUGACACUCCAGGGAGACAAGGCAUCUGGAGGAUUGGUUUGGAACUGGGUAAAUGCAGCCCCUGAAAAAUUUCACGCCCUGAGCACUGCACUUAGAUUAACCUCACCCCCAGUGUAGACGCAGCGGUGUCGACAGAAGAAUUCUGCCAUCUGGUGAAAUCCAUGUCUUUUUGUGUAUGUUUUUAUGUUGGAAGAAAAAAUUGCAGAUGCUAAGAUUGUUUUUGGCACAAAAUUCAAGAAGUCUUGUGCCACUGUCUGUCAUUGUUCCAGUUGUAUGUGGACCAAUGACUGUUUCCCAACCUCUUCUUUCACUUCCAAUCUGGGCAUUACAAUCUCCCGUAACCAGGACAAGAUCGUGGUUUGGUAUUUCUUUCAUUACAUUGUUCAAUUCUGCAUAGAAUCGCUCUUUCUCUUCUUCAUGUGCAGCGGAUGUUGGAGCAUAUGCCUGGACUCUGGUGCACUUAAUGUGCCGAGAGUGGAAUCGAGCUGCCAGUAGCUUAUCUGAUAUUGGCGGCCAAUUCAUACGUGAUUUCUUUGCAGCGCUAUUCCUGAUGAUUUCUACACCUCCCUCAUGUUCAGUUCCACCUGAAUAUAACAUUGUUUUUUCUCCAGAUGUUAUCAUACCUUCAUCUUUCCAUCUAACUUCACAAAGUCCUAGGUUGUCAAUUUUAUAUCUAUCCAUUUAUUUGAUUACCUGUGCUACUUUUCCUGCACUAUUCAGAGUUCGUACAUUCCAGGUAGCUAUGGAUGUAUUCUUUUUAGCCGUCAGAAUUUGGACCAUCGAGUGGGUGACUUCCCGAAGGAUUUGAUCAUCCACUGUCAUAAUGCUUUCAGAGAAUCAUAGAAUCAUAGAAUAUCAGAGUUGGAAGGGACCUCUGGAGGUCAUCUAGUCCAACCCCCUGCCCAGAGCAGGACCAAUCCCCAACUAAAUCAUCCUAGCCAGGGCUUUGUCACUCCUGACCUUAAAAACUUCUAUGGCAGGGGAUUCCACCACCUCCCUAGGUAACGCAUUCCAGUGUUUCACCACCCUCCUAGUGAAAAAGUUUUUCCUAAUAUCCAACCUAAAUCUCCCCCACUGCAACUUGAGACCAUUACUCCUUGUCCUGUCAUCUGCUAUCACUGAGAAUAGUCUAGAUCCAUCCUCUUUGGAUCCACCUUUCAGGUAGUUAAAAGCAGCUAUCAAAUCCCCCCUCAUUCUUCUCUUCCGUAGACUAAACAAUCCCAGUUCCCUCAGCCUCCCCUCAUAAGUCAUCUGUUCCAGACCCCUAAUCAUUUUUGUUACCCUUCGCUGGACUCUCUCCAAUUUUUCCACAUCCUUCUUGUAGUGUGGGGCCCAAAACUGGACACAGUACUCCAGAUGAGGCCUCAUCAAUGUCGAAUAGAGGGGAACGAUCACGUCCCUCGAUCUGCUGACAAUGCCCCUACUUAUACACCCCAAAAUGCCAUUGGCCUUCUUGGCAACAAGGGCACACUGUUGACUCAUAUCCAGCUUCUCGUCCACUGUCACCCCUAGGUCCUUCUCUGCAGAACUGCUGCCUAGCCAUUCGGUCCCUAGUCUGUAGCGGUGCAUUGGAUUCUUCCGUCCUAAGUGCAGGACUCUGCACUUGUCCUUGUUGAACCUCAUCAGAUUUCUUUUGGCCCAAUCCUCCAAUUUGUCUAGGUCCCUCUGUAUCCUAUCCCUACCCUCCAGCAUAUCUUCCACUCCUCCCAGUUUAGUGUCAUCUGCAAACUUGCUGAGGGUGCAAUCCACACCAUCCUCCAGAUCAUUAAUGAAGAUAUUGAACAAAACCGGCCCCAGGACCGACCCUUGGGGCACUCUGCUAGAUACCGGCUGCCAACUAGACAUGGAGCCAUUGAUCACUACCGGUUGAGCCCGACAAUCUAGCCAACUUUCUACCCACCUUGUAGUGCAUCCAUCCAGCCCAUACUUCUUUAACUUGCCGACAAGAAUAUUGUGGGAGACCGUGUCAAAAGCUUUGCUAAAGUCAAGGAAUAACACGUCCACUGCUUUCCCUUCAUCCACAGAACCAGUUAUCUCAUCAUAGAAGGCAAUUAGAUUAGUCAAGCAUGACUUUCCCUUGGUGAAUCCAUGCUGACUGUUCCUGAUCACUUUCCUCUCGUCACUUUCCAUCCUCCUCAGGCUGUGAUUUUUGGUUUAUGUGGUUUAUGUGAGUAGUUUCUGUAGCUAGAACUUGGGUUUUUUUUUACGGUGAUGGGAAGCCGCCCCAUCGACCAACCCUCCUCCUUUUUGAUCUUGGUUUGGGACCCUCCUCCUUUUCGAUCCUGGCUUGGGUCCGGCACUGGCGGAGUUGCAUUAUAUUAUAUAUAAAGAAAAAGUUGUUUCAGACUGAAAUAUUGAAAUUUUUCAUUCCGAACAUGUCAAAUCAGGAUGUUUUGAUAUUGUCAGAACUUUUUCCCACCCUGUUUUUUCGCCCCCAAAACAAAAUUCCAGCAAAAUUGAUCUAAUUUUGCGGGAACCUCCUAUUCCAAUGGAAUAGGGUUCUAUCCAAAUUUGUCAUGACAAGGAAUAGGCCGUCUGGCUGUUCAUCUGUCUACAUCUCCCCUCGCUCUCUGCAGAACUACUCUAUCUCACAGUUCCCCUUUGCAGUGCGGCAGCUACUGGUCACCAAACCACCCGUUCCCCAGUUAGUCUCAUUCUCUGCUCAAAGGUUAAAAAAACAAACCACCAGACACCACGGUGCUCCUCAGCAAUGAAAAUCACCAGACCACGGUGCUUUCCUGUGCAGCACUGCUGGGAAGAGUGUUAUGGCACAGCAGUGACUCUCAAGCUCUGUUCUGUUGCAGCUCACUUCGAAAUCUUAUUUCCUAGCCUCCAUUCCACCAGCGAGUUUGUUGGGUCACGGGGAAAGGCAUUAAGUGGGCAAGGCGGACUUAAAAGCUGGGACUGUUGCAUGCAUCUUGUUGCUACUGUCUAAGGGAAUUGGUUUAGUAGCUAGCGGGCUGGACUAGGAGUCUGCAACCUUAGUUCUAUUCCUGGCUCUGGUCCUGCGUGACCUUGGGCUAGUCAUGUCAUUGCUGCGCCGCCAUUCCCCUCCCCCACCCUGUGCAAAAAGAUCACUGUAAACCUGACUUUCUUUGAUAAAGAGUGUUGAGAACUGCUGUGCAGAUCUAGGGAUUACUGAUGUAUAGGACAGGAGGACCUAGAGGCCCCAACCCAGAUUGUGCCUGGUGCUGCUCAGACAGAGAUAGUUCCUGCUCCAAAGAAUCCAUGGUGUGAACAGACAAGGGGUGAGAGGGGAAACUGAGGCACAGCGGGGUUUAUACCACCCCUGUUCAGUAGAAGUGUAGCUGGCAUGGAAGUGAAAACACCAGGGGCCAUAUGAGCCAUGUGUACGCUAGUGCUGGCACCACCAAUGUGAGAGCAACAAUGGGAGAUUUUUAAAAGACUAGUGUAGACGAGGCUCUAUUGUGGUUUUGUAUCUAGUGGGUUUUUACUGAGUUUAGCAAUAAGUCAGACCUGGGCUUUCUGAAACUUGUCCCCCAGGCUGGCUUGAUACUCUGCCCCGAUCUCGUCUGAAACCCAGCCCUGGGCUUGCUCAGAAUGUCUUAACUUCAACAAACCUGACUCAAGUUCAGGGCUCAUAACAAAACCCAGAAUCUGGGAUGUCCUCACACAGCCGUGCUUGUGGGCCCUUAGAAAACUGCCUGUCCUUAAACCAGUUCUCUAGGAAUGGUUCCAAACAGUUUUCCUGAAUCUCCUACUCUGUGCUGUCUAUCCUUUCAUUUCAGAGAAUCGCUCCCUGUAUUCUUUUUUCAGGGAAAUAUUUCUUACCCCCCCUCCCCCCAUAUACACACUCCUAAACACUCACGUCCCUCCAAAAAAAUCCCUCUUAAACCCAGUGGAGUACAGAUACAUCCCUAUUUUGGCCUCUCCAAAUCUCUCUGUCUAGUGGGAAUGAACAAACACAAAUACCACACAAGCAGUAAACAAGAUGCCAACUUUUCUCCUUCCUCUGCCAGCAGACUGGGCCCCCCCUGAUUCUUGCAGGCUCCUAUUCCUAGCAACAUUGGUGGAGGAUUAUCUAUUUUUUUUUUUUAACUCUCUCAAUAGUAAGUUGGACACUGCCGGUCCAGGCAGGCGCUAAACCCCUAAGUGAUUAGCUUAGCUUUCCGCCCACAUGCCCCUCCUCCCCUGCUAAACUGACACUGAAUUUCAAUUUGCAAGCUGGGAAAUAAGUGAUGGUCCCAUUCCCCCUCCCAAUAAACAUUGACGGGCUCUCCAGAGGACUGGGACAUGGUUGUAGCUGAACCACAGGAAACCGCAGUGAAACAAAAGGCUGCUGGAGGAACAGAACACAGGGACGAGGAUGAUUAUGACACAAAUGGGGUGGGGGAACUGCAGGCGGGUGAAGAGAGAAGAGCUGUUGGAGACGGCAAUAGGACUCUUUAAAAGCAAUGAAAUGAGACUAUAAAUAAGCGCCAGUGCCCAAGGAGAAGUGGGAUAAUCUCUGGGCAGGAGGCACAUGGAUCUCUCCCAAGCUGGUUGGAGAAGGGAAGAGAGAGCGAAGGUGUCAUAGACCAUUUCUGUCAUCACUGUCAUGGUUAGAGAAGCGGAGGGAGAAUGAGUGCAGUGGGCAAAGCCAGGGCUGGGCUAAGAGUGUAUUCCAAGCAGUCGAGACACCUGCAUGCAGAUCUAUUUGGGCAUGGCCCAAGGGCUAAGUUUGGUCCCAUUUCAGCAGUCCACCCCAUUCAGCAAUUCGCUCUCAGGUGCUUUGCUGGACAGGGAUGUGCUUAAGCACCUGCUUAAGUAUUUUACUGAACCAGGAUCCUCAAGUGGAACCUGCAGCUGCUCCCGCCGUAUCACAGGAAAGCCAGUACAAAUGCUGACUGGCCAGUGGUUCUUACUGCUGCUGAACUCCUCCAAUGAGCCAUUUCUGUUCAUCCGUCACAUGCGGAUGGUGCUCAGGGCCAUGUGAGUUUUAUUUAUUUGUUACAAAAGCAGAGGCAGAUUGUGAUCAUGACGAAUUGCCAUCACAGCCCUGGGCACUGCAAAUUUUGGGCCGCCCCUCUUAUGGGUUGCAAACUCAUGAUCUGGUUCCACCUGGUAAAUAAAGAGACCGAUUCUUUUAGUUACGAUGUAGCAGCUGCUCUAAAAGCAAUGGGCUGGAUUCUCAUCUGGUGACCUGCUGACUUCCAUGCAGCCAUGCCACUUUAUAUCAGCUGUGGAAUCUGGCACCAGAUUGUUUUAAGAGUGGUGCACCCAGAAAUAGAAAACUAUUAGCAUUCUGAGUGUGUGUGUGUGUGCGGGGGGGGGGGAGGGGGGGAAACGGGUGCGAAUGGACACAGACCCCUGCCUGCAAACAUUCCCCUAGUACUGCCAUCUAAACUGAGGUUAGAGACGGACCCGAGGCACAUAGUGUUCCAUUAGCUGUGAGGGAUGCAUUAGGCAGGCAGAAUUGUAGGUAAGAUCUUUAUUGAGCAUACCACAAGGCCGGUGUUUGUCCAGUCGUAGUCUGGCCACCCGUUUGAACCACCAAAUAGCGUCCUUCCUGGAAUUGGACCCUCUAUCUCCAGUCCCACUCAUCAUACGCCACAUGGAGAAAAUUCUGAUCUGAACUAAGUUUGGGGGGGAUAUAACUGGGUUUCAGUUCCAGGACUUAGGCUCAGCGCAUUAUAGAAGCAGAAACCAGCUGCAAAGCUUAGAUCCCAUUGGAACUUUUUCACAGUGCACGAAAACUUGGAUAUUGGGAUUUUGUUCAGAUCCAUCUCUAAUAAAAGUACCACCCGAUCUCCCUUUCCUGGGAAUAACUUCCAUUUUUAGAGUGUUCUGUAUUAUAAAGAAGCUUUUUCCCUUUUUCACUCGACUGUUAACAGACAAGUGUAUUUUUGUAUAUCCAAUACUUGAAGGAAUCAGAUACCACUUUCCCCAUCUCAUCUUUAUUCCUGCUAUUGUAAUUAAAAUUCUGCUGACUUCCUUCCCCAAUGUAUUUCCCAUCUCCCUCCGUGCUCAUCUGCUGCCCUAGAUUCACAUGCGUGAGAACUGAGACGGUGAAUGAAAAUCAGUCCCUCAUGAUUACGAUACCUUGUGCCUAAAGAACCUCGUGGUUCUGCCCCCAACUCAAAUAGCAAGUCCUGGCUCAGAGAGAAGGGUGGGAUUUUCAAAGGAGGCUAAUGGGAAACGAAGGAGGGAUUUUUCAAACUCUCUAAGAGAUUCAGGAGCACAAAUCCUAUUGAAAGUCAAGUCAUUGAGGCCCAGAUCCUCAAAAGGUACCUAACUCUCAUUGAUUUCAAUGGAAGUUAGGCACCUAAAUACCAUAAAGGGUCUGGGCCUUAGGCAUUGAGGAAAAUUCCACCACUUACUCCCUUAAUUGUCUUGGAAAGUCCCAUCUUAAGAGUGCAUUGUAUCCAGGGGCUUUGAAGAUGCUACAACCUUUUGCUACAGCCACUCAAUGAACUAUUUACAAAUGUGAUACGAUUCCACUUGCAGUGUUGCUGUAGCUGUGUUGGUCCCAGGGUAUGAGAGAGAAAAGUUGGGCGAGGAGCUCUCUGUUAUCGGACCAACUUCUUUUGGUGAGAGAGACAAGCUUUUGAGCUUACACACAGCUCUUCUUCAGGUCUGAAGCUCAAAAGUUUGUCUCUUUCACCAACAGAAGUAUGUUUGAUAACAGAUAGUACCUCACCCAAGUUGUGUCUCUCUAACAGGAUUAUAUUGUUGCUUGAUUGGUCAAUUCUAUUCUUUUCUCCCCCCCCCCCCCCCCCAAUCUGUAUUUUGUGUUUAAAGUUCUCCCUCUUCCUCUCCGCUUUUUUUGUGUUCCUUUCGGAAAACACUCUGCACUGAUUUUUAUGUAAAAUAAACCUCCCAUGUGUACAGACUCUGGGACAUUGCUCCAGUCUGUUGCAGCUCUGUUUACUUUGAUUGAUUUUAA
Molecule: messenger RNA, 15576 nt
Organism: Chelonia mydas (Green sea turtle)
Lineage: Eukaryota; Metazoa; Chordata; Testudines; Cheloniidae
Gene: PLEKHO1
Product: pleckstrin homology domain containing O1
Exons: 6
Coding region: 508-1785 (425 amino acids)
Biological process (GO): regulation of myoblast fusion
Cellular component (GO): ruffle membrane; muscle cell projection membrane
Source: RefSeq, a predicted model, not a curated record